AUGGAUCAAUUACUGGCCUAUCUGGACUCUCGAGAGACUACUGAUUCUACAAACAAUAACAACAACAAGAACAACCACACCAUCCAGCAGCAGAACUCUUCAAGUCUUUUGCCUUCUCAUGAAAAAGAAGAAGAAGGCAAUCAUGAUGUUCUUCUCAUGGAUUCCGACUUGGAUCCAAAUACAACAACACCAACACGAACAACAACAACCACAACAAGACUUUCAGAGACUCAUCUGCUAUCGUACUUGCAAGAAUUAAAACAACAACAACAAAAGCAAAAUCAAAAUUCGAAGGAGGCUCAUCAUCGUUGUGAUGAGGAAAAGCCUUUAUCGGAAUGGAAUGAAUUGGAUGUCAUGAUCUUUUUGGCUUUUCAUGAAAUUCCUCCAUCGGUCAUUGAAAGAUAUAAAGAAUGGAAUGGGGAGAAAAUUAGGAUGAAAUUACGAGAAAUGAUGAAUCCAGAACAACAACAACAACGGCAUCAUCGGAAUGAUUCUACUAUGGCGUGUGAUGGUGAUGAUGAUGAGGUUUUGGAAUUAAUUCGGAAAUAUGUGGUGCACAACCUUGAUGAAUGA
Molecule: messenger RNA, 573 nt
Organism: Naegleria fowleri
Lineage: Eukaryota; Heterolobosea; Eutetramitea; Acrasida; Naegleriidae
Exons: 1
Coding region: 1-573 (190 amino acids)
Source: RefSeq, a predicted model, not a curated record